Drosophila serrata is the source of this 4519-nucleotide messenger RNA. It is a transcript of the gene for, whose product is annotated as cGMP-dependent protein kinase for. Lineage: Eukaryota; Metazoa; Arthropoda; Insecta; Diptera; Drosophilidae. Gene Ontology annotation, biological process: protein phosphorylation. Gene Ontology annotation, molecular function: cGMP-dependent protein kinase activity; ATP binding. The record is from RefSeq and is a predicted model, not a curated record.
UCGUACGAUCUGGUGUGUUGUGCUCAAUUCUUAGCGAAAAAAGAACAUGGUUCCAUAUGUGCAACUAAUUGCCACUAAAUUGUAAUUAAACUAAUGGCCAAUACUUUUGGUUGACAUGAAUAUAAAGUAAAAUCUAGUGAAAAGACAAGAUAGAAGUGAAAAGAAAAGCAGGAAAAGUGCAGGCCUGUUGGAUUGAUGACGAAGUUUCGUGUGCGGCCGCCUGCAUUUUGAUGUUCAGCCUUAAUUUUGUGCUUCCUGUGAAUUAACGAGAAAAAAUACGCGUGUAAAAGGAGAGGAAUAUAUUCAUAUAAAUAAAUAUAUGUAGAGAGAGGGAGAGAGACUGCGAUCAACAAGUGGAAACCGUCAAACUUUCUUCGCAAAAGCCGGCUGAACAUCGUGGAAGAAGAGGAAGCAGAAGAAACAGACACAGAGGAGAGGCAAUAAUUCCGUUGGAUUUUCUGGAAUCUCUUUGCAUCGUUUCAUCGUCCAACAUGGCUUUCAAACUUUGGCUAAGUGAGAUUUCCUGGCGGCUGUUGAUCAGGAAAGCCGCCUGGAGGAUGCGUUUCUGCUUUGAUAGGCUGUGCUUCGCAACCAAGCGGCCAGCCCAGAAUUCGAGUAGUAAUCCCCCACCUGGAAAUGCACCCAACGGUGGAACCACACCACCAGACACCACCGAUGCAGCAGCACCACAACCACAACCAUUAGAUACAGCACCACAAGUCAGUGAUCUGUUCUACGCCGACUACCAGAAGCUGCAGCCAGCGAUAAUCGAUCGCGAUUGGGAGCGGGACAGAGACCGGGAGAGGAUCAGCGAGGCCAGGCCACCGGACAUAGACCCGGAGAUACCAGAGAGUCCAUCGUCACACUUACAGAUACAGAUACAGAGUCCGAGUGCGGAUCCGAAUCCGAAUCCGAAUCCAAUUCCGAAACAUCGCUAUCGCCGGCACAGCAGUGCCGAAGAUCAGAAGACGAGGCGAACCGAGUCCACAUCGGAGACGAUACGAAAAGCAGCCAGUAUGCAGCAGGAGCCGAAUGCCAACUAUCAGUUCCCAACUGACCUGGGUCUGGUGAGCAUCAGUGUCAACAAUAAUAAUAAUAAUAACAACAAUAAUAAUACCGGCGGACUGCCCACUGUCAAUCACAACAAUAAUAACAACACCAACAGUCUAGUUGGCGGCAUUGUGACCUUGCCAACACCCGGCGGUGGUCUCAUUGGUCUCGAGCAUACGGCAACGGGUCUCCGGUUGAUCCCAGCACCGCCACCAAAUUCGGAUGUGCUGACACAUACACUGAUAUACGGCACACCACCAUCGGGCACCCAGCAGUUGCAUCAGGAUCCCAGGAGCUUGCUGCAUCAACAGGAGCUACAGUUGCAGCAACGCUACCAGCAGCUGCAACAGCUUCAGGCCCAGACCCAGGGUCUGUACACCAGCCAGGGUAGUCCGGUGCUGUAUCACCAACAGCCAAGUCCCAGCCAGAAUCAGAGCCAGAGUCAACCGGUGGCCAUACCCGGUGCCAUUGCCAACGUAUGUCAUUCGCCGACGCAGCUCCAGCCUCCGAAUACCCUUAAUCUCCAGCAGCAGAUGCAGAGCCUAAGGAUCUCGAGCGGUGGAGGCUCGGGAGGAUCGGCCACACCGUCGCCGGUGGGCAUGAUGCCAGCUCCUGCUGCCGGUGAUCCCAGCCUCAUGAUUAUGAGCAACUAUGUGGCCGCCUCGCCACAGGAGGAGCGAUUCAUUCAGAUCAUUCAGGCCAAGGAGCUUAAGAUACAGGAAAUGCAACGUGCUCUACAGUUCAAGGAUAAUGAGAUAGCCGAGCUCAAGUCGCAUUUGGACAAAUUCCAGAGCGUCUUUCCCUUCAGUCGAAGCAGUGCAGCGGGCUGUGCGGGCACGGGAAGCAGUGCAGGAGGUUCAGGCGGUGGAUCUGGAAGUGGGAGUGGUGCCAGUGGUCCCAGCACAGCCACCGGAGCCACCCGAAAGUCUGGACAGAAUUUCCAAAGGCAGCGUGCUUUGGGUAUCUCAGCGGAACCACAGAGCGAGUCAUCUCUGCUGCUGGAACAUGUUAGCUUUCCCAAAUAUGACAAGGAUGAGCGCUCCCGUGAACUUAUCAAGUCUGCCAUUUUGGAUAAUGAUUUCAUGAAGAAUCUGGAUCUGAUGCAAAUACGUGAAAUUGUCGACUGCAUGUACCCCGUCAAGUAUCCAGCCAAGAAUCUAAUCAUCAAGGAGGGCGAUGUUGGCAGCAUUGUCUAUGUUAUGGAGGAUGGCCGCGUUGAGGUAUCCCGCGAGGGCAAAUACCUUUCGACCCUUUCGGGUGCCAAGGUCCUGGGCGAAUUGGCCAUCUUGUACAACUGCCAGCGAACGGCGACCAUUACAGCCAUCACCGAAUGCAACCUGUGGGCCAUCGAGCGGCAAUGCUUCCAGACCAUCAUGAUGCGAACGGGCCUGAUCCGCCAGGCGGAGUACACUGACUUCCUCAAGAGUGUUCCCAUCUUCAAAGACCUGGCGGAUGACACGCUCAUCAAGAUCUCUGAUGUCUUGGAGGAGACGCAUUAUCAGCGCGGUGAUUAUAUAGUUCGCCAGGGAGCCCGAGGCGAUACCUUCUUCAUCAUUUCAAAGGGCAAAGUGCGGGUUACGAUCAAGCAGCAGGACACCCAGGAGGAGAAAUUCAUUCGCAUGCUGGGCAAGGGUGAUUUCUUUGGAGAGAAAGCCCUGCAGGGCGACGAUUUGCGAACGGCUAAUAUUAUUUGCGAAUCCGCUGAUGGCGUCAGCUGUCUGGUCAUUGAUCGCGAGACCUUCAAUCAGUUGAUUUCUAAUCUGGAUGAGAUCAAGCAUCGCUAUGACGACGAAGGCGCCAUGGAGCGCAGAAAGAUCAAUGAGGAAUUCCGUGACAUUAACCUUACCGAUCUACGUGUGAUUGCCACCCUUGGUGUCGGUGGCUUUGGCCGCGUGGAGCUGGUCCAAACCAAUGGCGACAGCUCCCGCUCCUUUGCCCUGAAGCAAAUGAAGAAAUCCCAGAUUGUGGAGACACGACAGCAGCAGCACAUCAUGUCCGAGAAGGAGAUCAUGGGCGAGGCCAAUUGCCAGUUUAUUGUGAAGCUCUUCAAGACCUUCAAGGACAAGAAGUACCUAUACAUGCUCAUGGAGAGCUGUCUGGGUGGUGAACUCUGGACGAUACUGAGGGAUAAGGGUAACUUUGAUGAUGGCACCACCCGGUUCUACACCGCCUGCGUGGUGGAAGCCUUUGAUUAUCUGCAUUCGCGGAAUAUAAUCUAUCGGGAUCUGAAGCCAGAGAAUCUGUUGCUCAAUGAACGCGGGUAUGUGAAGCUCGUGGACUUUGGCUUUGCCAAGAAACUGCAGACUGGCCGAAAGACGUGGACAUUCUGCGGAACACCAGAGUAUGUGGCUCCGGAGGUGAUAUUGAAUCGGGGUCAUGACAUCAGUGCGGAUUACUGGUCACUGGGAGUGCUCAUGUUUGAGCUACUGACGGGAACCCCACCCUUCACCGGCUCGGAUCCCAUGCGCACCUACAACAUUAUACUUAAGGGCAUCGAUGCCAUUGAAUUCCCCAGGAAUAUCACACGGAAUGCCAGCAACCUGAUCAAGAAGCUGUGUCGCGAUAAUCCCGCCGAGCGUUUGGGCUACCAACGUGGCGGCAUUAGCGAGAUCCAGAAGCACAAAUGGUUCGAUGGCUUCUAUUGGUGGGGCCUGCAAAAUUGUACCCUGGAACCACCCAUAAAGCCCUCGGUUAAGAGCGUAGUGGAUACGGGCAACUUUGACGACUAUCCCCCCGAUCCUGAGGGUCCGCCGCCAGAUGAUGUCACUGGUUGGGACAAGGACUUCUAGAGGGUAAUCCUCCCAGACGAUGCUCUCUAAAAGGCUUCUGCUACAAGCAUUAAAUGAGGAGAAAUUGAUCUUAAGUGCGCCAUAUAUGUACGCCAAAGCCAAUAGCAACAGUCAGCAGCUCGGAAACCCAGAAAAAGCUGCCCACAAAAAAAAACAGAAAGUAGCAGUCGCAAGGCCAAGGGCUUAAACAUAAACCAUCGUCUUGGCCCUUUUUAGAUUUUAGACAUAUAUAUGUAUACGUCUCCGUGAUGUUAUCCCCCAUGAUGAUGUGCAACGCAAUGAAUUUAUUAACGAGUUUAUAACUAUUAUUUUGUAAUGAAGAGGAAGAGGAGAAAGGAAUUGAUAUAACUUGUAAGUAGGUCCUCUGUUAGCCAUGUGCAUUGUAUAAAAUUCUUUCUAUUCGUAUCUAUUAAAUAUUAUUAACAUAAUUAUUAGGAAUCAUUGUUAUCACGGUUGCCUUAUAGUCUGUAAGAACAUUUUUUAAAGCAACAUCUGACCGCAGAUUGUCUGUCAUAAAACCCCAAAAAACAUUUGUUAAAGCUCCUAUCUAGCCUCUCUUCUAUCUUUCAUUAGUCUUAGCGUGUCAUUUUCUAUUAUUUGUACGAAUAAUAUGCCUUUUUAAUUGUCUUUUUAAGUAAAAACCAGUUAGAAAUUGAAUAAACAAAUUUAUGCGAUGAGUA